GAUCGGAUAUAAACAACGUAGCCAAAUUUGAAAGCUGUCGCAGUAGACGCAGAAACUGAAAGGGGCAAUUAUUGACCAUGCUAAACGAACCCCGAAAGGAAAUGGGUGAGACCGGUGCGGAACUUGAUAUUGAAGGUCAGGGUAAAUCUCCGUUCUUCUUACAAGAUGAUUACGACAUGGCGAAUACUAACGUGGUGCGAUCGGAAGGCUAUGCGACCAUGUUCGUUGAUCCAGAUAUUAUAGAAUUUUUUCUCAGAGCUGACUCAAUUAAGGAUAGCGCGGAAGAAGUUAAAACUAGUAUUUCGAAGCGUAUUGAUUAUUUGUUGCAGGUUGUGAAAUCUAAGAUUCAAGGCGAAAAGAAUAUAUCCGUCCAUGAACUUCUGGAUAAGAGGGACGACAUGUAUACUAUGUCAGCGGAAAUACUUGUUAAAUGUGGCUCAUUGCAGAAGUAUGAAGAAAUCAGGAACAUAGUUGUAGAGAAAUUGGGAGGAACUGUCUUCGUCAGCGAACCCAGACAUUAUCAUACGCACAGGUGUUUGCAGGACGCGAGCCUUGUAUUGACAGUGGUUGACACAUUGCUGUUCUGCCAGUCUGGGGCAGUUUCCCUUCUGCUUUGGCGACUUUCUCAUCAUCUCAUGAGGCCUAGGUGCUGGCGUGUCACAGGCGCUUCUGCUGAUCUCCCAUUCCAGCCUCAGAUGAGUCCUGAUUUGGUCUGGCUAAAGGUUCUCAAUGGAUUCACAUAUGGAGGGCACGUGGGACACUAUUUCGGGACCCAACCAUUGUGGAAAGAGACUGAUAUCGAGGAGGAUGCCUAACAGUGUGAACAGGUAUUAUGUUGACCACUCGAACACCUCUUUAUGAAAUUGAAUGGGUGAAUCGGCAAGGUUAAACUGCUGUAGGUAUCUUGAUGAGACCUUGGGACCUCAGUGCGGUUCUUGUGACGUGCUGCGGGCCCAGAUUUCGAAUUGAUGUAUGAUAAUGUUCGACCUCAUAGAGCAUGAGUGGUUGAUGUUUUCUUGGAAACUGAAAAUGUUAUACACAUGGCAUGGCCUGCUUGCUCUCCUGAUUUGAAUCCCACAGAGCAUGUAUGGGAUGCACUAGGGAGACAGGUUGCAUCACAUCAGGAUCCAACAAUCACUCUCCAAAACUUGUGAGCAGCUCUGCAGGAAGAAUGGGUGUUAUUGCC
Schistocerca cancellata (South American locust) is the source of this 1186-nucleotide messenger RNA. Its product is annotated as interleukin-1 receptor-associated kinase 1-binding protein 1 homolog. Lineage: Eukaryota; Metazoa; Arthropoda; Insecta; Orthoptera; Acrididae. Bases 78 to 815 code for a protein of 245 amino acids. The record is from RefSeq and is a predicted model, not a curated record. The transcript is spliced from 4 exons. Gene Ontology annotation, biological process: canonical NF-kappaB signal transduction; immune response.